UUACUCACGUAGAUGGAGGGAGUAGAUAUUUAAAUCCGCUUGCGUGCCACGGCAGCCAUGGCGAGCGCGCCCAAUGGGGUCGCGGCCUUUCACGUGCUGCCGCUGCCCGUCGGGGGCCAGGUGGUGUCGCGAGACCAAUCAUAGCCCGCUCCCACUCGCGACACCUGUGCUCCCUGACGCGUGUCCCUUGCGCGUCCUUGAUAAAACCAACCUGCUUGCCGCCGUGGUCUACUCGCACCGCGCCGAGAAAGUAGCACUCGGUGUAGCUGAGACUAGUCGCAGGCUCGCAGACGUUCUGUUCUGCUUCCGCCGAGGUGCGUGGUGUAUGAUGGAGAGGAAGGGAGGGUGCUGCUUGGCGCCGAGGGCCGCCCAGGCAGGCCAGGGGUGGCACAUGGGAAGGGCCAUGCUGAAGUUUAGGCCCAUCGCGCCAAAGCCGGCGGCGAUGUCGCCUGCGCCGAUGCCGGCCGUGCCGGCUGGGAAGGGGAAGGGGAAACGGAAGGCGGUUGCAGGGCCAGGGGGCACUGGGAGGAGGGGACCGAAGCCCAAGAAGUCGGCCACUGUGGCUGCACCGACGACGCAAAAGUUGGACUAUGUGCAGGACAAGCGUUUGUCCUCGCCGUCGUCCUCCUCGUCGGGGAUGACGUCCGUCGACUCGUCGCCUCCUCCACCCCUGCCUGCAACCCUGCCGCUCAUGCCUGCGCUGCCGGCAGAGGAGGGGUUCGGUGGGGCGGCGCCGGUGGCGAAUCUGGCGUCUGCCCACGUUGUCAGACAGCCGCAGGCCCUGCGGCAAGUGGUGUCCUGGGUGACGGUUGAGGACGUUACAAGCAUCUGGCGCGACGGCGAGGCGCCGUAUGCUGCGGCCUGCGGCGGCGACGAGGCCCCAACGUUCGUGUCCGACCAGUGCGGCCGCGUCACGUGGACAAACGUGGCUUUCAACCGGGCAGUGUCCGGUAGGGAGGACGCCGACGCUACCAUGGCCCCAUCGGCGGCUGCUUCCGAGGUGCGGGUGGUGCUCGCCGCCAAGGAUGGCGCCCCCGUGCCGGCGUGGGGCUCAUGUGCCGGUUUCACCUGUCGGGUGCGCGUCCCGUACGCAUGCCCUCGCCGAGGUUCCCUCGUGGCCCCGUGCGACGUGUGGCGGCUAGACGCUGGCGGCUACCUCUGGCGGCUCGACCUUCAGGCCACCCUCAGUCUCUCCCUCGGCGGCUUCAUUUGACUGCGUAACUGCGUACGCAUUCCUUGUACGGAGACCGGGAGACGUAUGAACCAAUCAAAAUCAUGUGUUAGUCUGCGCUA
Molecule: messenger RNA, 1293 nt
Organism: Triticum aestivum (bread wheat)
Lineage: Eukaryota; Viridiplantae; Streptophyta; Magnoliopsida; Poales; Poaceae
Exons: 1
Coding region: 74-1213 (379 amino acids)
Source: RefSeq, a predicted model, not a curated record